UGUGGAUAGUAUUUAAAGGAACCCGUUCCGUGAAAAGGGAGCAUAACAGCGUGUGUAUUGUGUUCACUUCUGCAUCUUCGAAAUCCAGAAGCCAUUAAUGCACUUUUUACAGCGUACGGAUCCAUCAGUUCUUCGAAAUCCAGACGCCAUUAACUCUCUGUCCCUCUCCCUCCUCUUCCUCCAUUUUUCUCUACUAACCCAGUUCUCCAUUUCCCACUUGGAACCCCACAAUUCCCCUCUCUGCAUCGUUUUCCUUCUCACCGCCGAGUAGGGUUUAUUUACUGCAACUGUUGAGCGUUUUUCUCCUUCCUAUUCCCGCCUACGCCUCGAUCCCACGGUUUCUGCGCUAUCCUGCAUGUAUAUACAGUACAGUAGGCAUUGCACCCGUCGGUGGAACCGAUAAACCCUAUUGUAUAGCCUAGAAGAUGAAUUCGACUGCAGAGUUUAGAUAGAAGAUGCCUCUAUCUUCAGUUUCAGAUCAUAGAAAGAGGUGAUAAAGAUAGUUUAACUGCCGGAACUCAUCUGUUAGAUCAGCCAGCGAAGGUUCUUAUUCGCCAAAAUGAUCAACAGACCACUUGUGCUCACUUACCUGUAUCUUUUCAUCUACAUUUUGCUAUCAUCUGGAGUUAUUUUGUACAACAAGUGGGUGCUCUCCCCAAAAUACUUCAAUUUUCCUUUGCCUAUUACCCUUACAAUGAUUCAUAUGGGCUUUUCUGGUGCUGUUGCAUUCUUUCUCGUUCGCGUGUUCAAGGUUGUAUCUCCAGUCAAAAUGACUUUUGAAAUAUAUGCAACAUGUGUCAUUCCAAUUAGCGCGUUUUUUGCAUCAAGUCUUUGGUUUGGUAACACUGCCUACUUACACAUAUCUGUGGCCUUCAUUCAGAUGCUUAAGGCUUUAAUGCCAGUAGCCACGUUUUUAAUGGCUGUUGUGUGUGGCACCGACAAGUUAAGGUGUGACGUUUUCUUCAACAUGUUGCUGGUCAGUGUUGGGGUUGUCGUUUCCUCAUAUGGAGAGAUUCAUUUUAAUGUAGUAGGUACAGUUUACCAGGUCACGGGUAUCUUUGCAGAAGCUCUUCGGCUGGUCUUGACGCAGGUCCUUCUGCAAAAGAAGGGCUUGACUCUAAAUCCUAUCACCAGCUUAUAUUACAUUGCUCCAUGCAGCUUUGUUUUCCUGUUUGUUCCUUGGUACUUGUUGGAGAAACCAAAUAUGCAAGUUACUCAAAUUCAGUUCAACUUCUGGAUCUUCUUUUCGAAUGCACUGUGUGCCUUGGCAUUGAACUUCUCUAUUUUUUUAGUAAUUGGAAGAACCGGAGCUGUUACUAUUCGAGUUGCUGGUGUUCUCAAAGACUGGAUACUAAUAGCACUCUCAACUGUUAUAUUUCCUGAAUCUACGAUAACAGGGUUGAAUAUCAUUGGCUAUGCAAUUGCAUUGUGUGGCGUCCUCAUGUAUAAUUACAUAAAGGUCAAGGAUGUUCGUGCAUCUCAGUUGUCUUCUGAAAGCAUUCCAGAGAGAAUGGUAAAGGACUGGAAGUUAGAGAAGAGAUCGUCAGAUAUAUUCACACCAAAUAGCAACAAUGGCAACGGCGGAAGUGGUUCGUCCGACAUGAAUGUCGAUGAAGAAGCACCGUUACUUGCAUCAAGGUUGUCACAUAGCGGUCGUAUGCAGGUUGGUAACCACAACAAGUAGAGUGGUAUAUAAAUAUGAACAUGAAUUGGUAGGAAGGAAGGAAAAAGAAGAGAGGAAAGAUGAGAAUUAUAUGAUGAAUCCAUUUGAAUUUGUGGGAAGUGAAGUGUUGUUACAUGGAAUAGAGAUGUUAUUGGGUUGGGAGUAUGGGGAAGUUGCUGUUAUGGGGGCUCGCUCUUGAUCUUGAUUUGAAUGUAAUAUCUUAGGACAAUUCUUUUAACCAACCAAGUCAUGCAAAUUUGUAUUUGUUGGAUGAACCAAACCUUUCUUCUUUAGGGGCACUAAGUAAUCUUUGCCGUCUUUGAUCCAUGAAAGGUUGUCUUUAUUUUCAGCAUUCAUUUCACAAUAAAGACCAAAGAUAGUCUUUGAUUAUGCAC
This is a messenger RNA of Cucurbita moschata (crookneck pumpkin), 2058 nucleotides long. RefSeq names its product probable sugar phosphate/phosphate translocator At1g48230. Gene Ontology annotation, cellular component: Golgi apparatus; trans-Golgi network; endosome. Lineage: Eukaryota; Viridiplantae; Streptophyta; Magnoliopsida; Cucurbitales; Cucurbitaceae. Gene Ontology annotation, molecular function: antiporter activity. The transcript is spliced from 10 exons. Bases 560 to 1684 code for a protein of 374 amino acids. The record is from RefSeq and is a predicted model, not a curated record.